CAGCUGUCACAGUGACAGAUGUCAUUUGUACGCAGUGAAGUUAGCUCCAAAUCGAAUUUGGGAUCGCGUACAGUGUUUCGCACCACAACUUUUAUCAAAAUUCCAGUUUUAUUAGACAAAAAUCAUGUUAUCCAGCCUUAGAUCAGGAACCCAAAGCCUGUGGCGAUUUUCGUCCAGAGCUCUUCAGACGACCUCCAAACUGCAGCAUGACAGCCUCUUUGUCCACCGUGACACCCCUGAGGACAACCCUGGAAUCAAAUUCGAAUUCACCCCAGAAAACCAAAAACGUGCAGAUGCCCUACUCAGCAUAUACCCCGAGGGUCACAAGCGGGCGGCCAUGAUCCCGCUCCUGGACCUGGCUCAGCGUCAGCACGGCGGGUGGCUGCCCAUCUCCGCUAUGCACAAAGUUGCGGAGAUCCUGAAUCUGCCACGCAUGAGGGUUUAUGAAGUUGCGACUUUUUACACUAUGUUCAUUAGGAAACCAAUUGGCAAGUACCACAUUCAAAUCUGCACCACAACCCCAUGUUGGCUGAGGGGGUCGGACGCGGUGCUGCAAGCCAUCAAGGAGGCAGCUGGUGUUGAAGUUGGCGGCACCAGUGCUUGUGGGAAGUUCUCACUGUCCGAGGUGGAGUGCCUGGGGGCCUGUGUGAACGCGCCUAUGGUUCAAGUUAAUGACGACUACUUCGAAGAUCUAUCAGUAGAAGACACCAAGGAAAUUAUUGAAAAACUAAAGAAAGACGAGAAGCCAUUGGCUGGACCGAGGAGCGGAAGGUUCGCAUCUGAACCUCUCGGAGGACUCACGUCACUGUCGGAGGAGCCCAAAGGUCCCGGGUUUGGACUCCAGGACGCCCUGAAGUAAUGGAAGACACGCGACGCGUUUUGUAAAUUAUUUAAGUUAAUAGAAAACCUUUAUUCAAUAAAUCACGAUAGAUUAUUAUAA
Messenger RNA from Plutella xylostella (diamondback moth), 940 nucleotides. It is a transcript of the gene ND-24, whose product is annotated as NADH dehydrogenase ubiquinone. Gene Ontology annotation, cellular component: respiratory chain complex I. Lineage: Eukaryota; Metazoa; Arthropoda; Insecta; Lepidoptera; Plutellidae. Gene Ontology annotation, biological process: mitochondrial electron transport, NADH to ubiquinone. The record is from RefSeq and is a predicted model, not a curated record. Gene Ontology annotation, molecular function: NADH dehydrogenase activity.